Messenger RNA from Trypanosoma theileri, 1059 nucleotides. RefSeq names its product Tbingi protein. Lineage: Eukaryota; Euglenozoa; Kinetoplastea; Trypanosomatida; Trypanosomatidae. The record is from RefSeq and is a predicted model, not a curated record. The annotation marks the transcript as partial. The transcript has a single exon. Gene Ontology annotation, molecular function: nucleic acid binding; RNA-DNA hybrid ribonuclease activity.
CCGCCGCCGCGUACCCAUUAUGAAAUCUGGACUGAUGGCUCCGUAUUUCUCGGAGUAAAAUCUGGAGCAGCAGCAAUGAUAUACAAAGAUGGUGAACUGCUCUGUACCACACAUAGAGGCGCUGGCCCCCUAGCCCGCAGCUACACAGCUGAAUCCGUAGCGCUAUACGAAGGUUUACGGAGACUCCUCAAAAUAAUUCCUGCAAAUAACCAAACGCCCUGCAGGGUCUCCAUUUUCACGGACUCACUGUCGCUUCUCACGGCACUAGAAACAGGUCCACUGACUGUAAAAGACCCAAUACUACGACUCCUGUGGAACCUAAUACUUCAAGUGCAACGUCGCAAAGCCCGCAUACGACUACAAUUUAUCUUUGGUCACUGCGGAGUCGUGAAAAAUGAAAAAAGCGACACAGAAGCCAAAAAAGCUGCAGAACUACCACAAAGAACUGAUACUUGGAUCACAGAUAUAAUAGCCUACGCUAAACGAAUGCUUAGGGGUGAGGAUACACCCCCUCCCUCCCAUAGAUCAAAAAUCACGGGAUCCUGGAACCCCACCAAAGAUAAUCCGGAACUUACUAGAGAAGAAGAAACAGCCCUAGCACAUUUUCGCACAGGUGCUUCGCAUCGCUAUGGCUGGUUGCUGCGAAAGAUACAAACCCGUAUUUCCCCUGGUUGUCGAUGGUGUAAUCCCCAAAAAGUCAGUACGCCGGCACCCGUUAUUUCACCUGGCCAAAAAAGACCGCGCUAUGCACUAAACAAAGCAACAGACCCCGCCACCUGCACUGAAUGCGGGGCACAAUACUCAUGCAGGAACACCGCAGUACAACAUAUGGCCAGCAAACAUGGGUUCAAGAGGGCCGAUGCGCUCUGGAAGAUCAAAUUCCCCCAUGAGCCACCUCCGCCGGACAUCCCGCCAGAACCUCCGCCACCUUCACAACCGCCACCUCCGGACACAACGUUACCCCGUCCCACUUCGCCUAAAGCAAAACUCCACCCGUUUGCCUGCAGUAUGUGUAAACGAACAUUUCCGCUUCAAAAUGGAUUAACGCGCCACCUUUGA